AUGCGUCUCAACAACUCUUUGAUGCUGCUGGCAGCUCUCUCUACUGGUGUCCUCGCCCGGUUAGAAGGUCAUGCUCGUCGUCAUGUCCUAAGCACCACCACAGUCACUGAAUUGGUGACUAUCACGGCCUGCCCUCAGUCGAGUUGCGCUUCUUCUACUUCAACUCCUGCAUGGACUACUUCCGUCGCGCCAGUGACUACCACCCCAACACCGGAGUAUACUCCUACUCCCGAGCCAACUACCUCAACCGCCAGCUCCGCAGCAAGCGCUGACUGGACCUCUGUCCCAUCAGACGGCACAUACUCCACCUCCGGCUUUGGAGCAUCCACCAAGUCAUCCGGCUCAUCUGAUACUUACAAGGGUAAUGUCGGCAGCCCCUACGGCUCAAACAUCAUCACUGUCGACGCCUCCGUGGCCUCGGAGUACAAGUACGUAGUUCAAUUUACCGGCUCCAGCACCGAUGAAUGGGAAGUCGUCAUUUGGAACAAGUACGGCGAAGACGGAAGCAUGGACGGCUGGUUCGAACGUGCCUGUCACACCUUUAAGAUCGCUGCCGGCGAAACUAUCUACUAUGCUUUCGAUACCGAUUCCCAGGGUGGUUGGGCCGCUGGCAAGGGCUCCGUCCCUGUUAACGACCUCGGUGAAUACGCCAGUACAUGGGGUGAAUUCGAUCUUGGAUCCACUGUUAACAGUGGCUGGUCUGGAUUCGAUGUCAGUGCUAUUGUUGCGCAGGACUCCGAUAUGACUGUCCAGGGUAUGAAGAUCUGUGAUGCACUUGGUGAUACUUGCUCCUCCAUUACCUCUGGUGCGGGCACUGUUUCAAAUGCUUAUACCUCUGCUGAGGCCGAUGAGGGUGGUAUUGGUGGAAACCUUUCUGCUGGUGCCGUGCGUUUGGCCGUUACUUUGGAUUACUCCGAGUAA
Molecule: messenger RNA, 921 nt
Organism: Penicillium angulare
Lineage: Eukaryota; Fungi; Ascomycota; Eurotiomycetes; Eurotiales; Aspergillaceae
Exons: 2
Coding region: 1-921 (306 amino acids)
Cellular component (GO): extracellular region
Molecular function (GO): IgE binding
Source: RefSeq, a predicted model, not a curated record